AUGGAAAGAGGAAACCAAACUGUCAUGUCAGAGUUCCUCCUCAUGGGUUUGCCUGUUGAACCAGAUCAGCGAGACCUCUUCUACGUCCUGCUCCUGGCCAUGUACCUGACCACCGUCCUGGGGAACCUCCUCAUCAUCGUCCUCAUUCACCUGGACUCCCAUCUCCACACGCCCAUGUACUUGUUUCUCAGCAACUUGUCCUUCUCUGACCUCUGCUUCUCCUCUGUCACAAUGCCCAAAUUGCUGCAGAUCAUGCAGAGCCGAGUCCCAUCCAUCCCCUAUGCAGGAUGCCUGGCCCAGAUGUACUUCUUCCUGCUUUUUGCAGACCUGGAGAGCUUCCUCCUUGUGGCCAUGGCCUACGACCGCUAUGUGGCCAUCUGUUUCCCCCUGCACUACACCAGCAUCAUGAGCCCCAAGCUCUGCUUCUGCCUGGUGGCACUGUCCUGGGUGCUGACUGCAUUCAUCUCUCUGCUGCACACCCUGCUCAUGGCCAGGCUGUCUUUCUGUGCAGACAACAGGAUCCCCCACUUUUUCUGUGAUUUGUCAGCUCUGCUAAAGCUGGCCUGCUCUGACACUAGGAUGAACGAGAUGGUGAUAUUUAUCCUGGGCAGUCUUGUCAUUAUUGUUCCAUUUCUGCUGAUCUUCUCAUCCUAUGUACGAAUUGUGUCCUCCAUCCUCAAGUUCCCUUCUGCCAGAGGCAUCCGAAAGGCCUUCUCCACCUGUGGCUCCCACCUGUCUGUGGUGUCGCUGUUCUAUGGGACAAUCAUUGGCCUCUACUUAUGCCCUUCAGCCGACAAUUCUACUGUGAAAGAGACCGUCAUGGCUGUGAUGUACACAGUGGUGACUCCUAUGCUGAACCCCUUUAUUUAUAGUUUGAGGAAUCAGGACAUAAAGGGAGCCUUGAUCAGCGUGGUGUGCCGGCCGCGGUGG
Messenger RNA from Lepus europaeus (European hare), 930 nucleotides. RefSeq names its product olfactory receptor-like protein DTMT. The annotation marks the transcript as partial. Gene Ontology annotation, cellular component: membrane. The transcript is spliced from 2 exons. The record is from RefSeq and is a predicted model, not a curated record. Gene Ontology annotation, biological process: G protein-coupled receptor signaling pathway. Gene Ontology annotation, molecular function: G protein-coupled receptor activity; olfactory receptor activity. NCBI's taxonomy places the organism in Eukaryota, Metazoa, Chordata, Mammalia, Lagomorpha, Leporidae.